Helianthus annuus (common sunflower) is the source of this 614-nucleotide messenger RNA. RefSeq names its product glycine-rich RNA-binding protein 3, mitochondrial. Gene Ontology annotation, molecular function: RNA binding. The record is from RefSeq and is a predicted model, not a curated record. The transcript has 4 exons. The coding region runs from base 42 to 401 and encodes 119 amino acids. Lineage: Eukaryota; Viridiplantae; Streptophyta; Magnoliopsida; Asterales; Asteraceae.
GAUCCCUUGAAUUGUUGUGUUCUUGGUUGCAAGAUACAACCAUGGCGCUCAUCAACAGAGCUGGUAGUAUACUAAGGCAGACCGUGAGUAAGCACAUCAAUAAUGAUAUGUCAAUGGCAAGUCCAUAUAUCUGUCAAAUGACACGAUGCAUGAGUUGGAAAGUCUUUGUGGGAGGAUUGGCAAGGGCUACAAAUGAUACAAGCUUGCGAGAAGCUUUUAGCCCAUACGGGGAAGUCUCUGAAGCUAGAGUAAUCACAGAUAGAAAAACUGGCAGGUCUAGAGGUUUUGGCUUUGUUACUUUUACGGACUAUGACGCUGGCAAUGAUGCAAUCGAUGAUAUGGAUCAGUGGGAGUUGCAUGGUCGAACGAUAAGUGUGUGUUGGGCCAACAAAAGACCAUGACGUGGUGGCCUUCCUCGUAGAAGGAAGCUACAGGGACAUUGACGAGUGUUUGAAUCUGCUAUAUUAUGCAGGCGUUUAUUUUCCGAAUGUUGAAUCUGCAAUAUGCAAACUUUAUUUAUGCCUGUAACCUGUAAGCUACAGAGACAAUUAGUGUUCUUGGGGUUAACAGGAUAUAAUGAUUGGUUCCUUUUCGAGCAAAGACUUUUUUCUUUA